AAGAGAUAAAGAUAUUUGGAUUCCUUAUACAUAUAUAAGAUUCUAUAUUGAAAAAAAUAUGGCAAGCGAUAAAGAAGAGUCAGAAUCAGAAAUGAGUGAGGAAGCAGAAAGUAGUUUAUCUACAAAGGCUGCAGAUUCCUCUCAACCAUCAAAAGCUGAACAGAUGAUGCGGAUUAUGGGAUGGCAAGAAGGUAAAGGGCUUGGAAAGCGAGAACAUGGGGAAGUUGAACCGGUUUCUGUCAGACAAAAAGUUGGGAGAACGGCUCUCGGUUUUGAUUCUAAAUCUUCACAGGAAUUGGCUGAAAUUGAUUUUGAUUCCGUUUCUGAAAUAAAAUCUGUUGUAGAGACGCCAACCUGGUUGGUUUGUUCAGAGGAAAAUAGAAAUCUUUUACUCAACAAUUUGAAUGACGACUGGAUUAUUGUUGGAAAGCCAAAAAUGCGUAUCGAUGACGAAGACCGUUAUUGUUCACAAGAAUUAUUAACUCAAUUAUUGGAAUCAAAAGAUUUCUUUGAUACUGUUGACCACAGAGUUCUAGAUGCUGCCCGUGCCAGAGCAAAUCCAUAUGAAACAAUUAAAGCUGGAUUUUUCCAGAAUAGAGCAGCAAUGAAAAUGGCAAAUUUAGAUAAAAUAUUUGGUUGGCGACUUAGUUGGGAAUUUGUGGACAAAUCAAGGCUUGCGAAGAAUCCAUUGGAAAAAGAAAAACAACGAGAAAAUGUUGAUAGACAACGUUCUCUUUUUUAUUUUGCUGAUGUCUGUGCUGGUCCUGGUGGUUUUAGUGAAUAUAUGCUCUGGAGAAAAGGUUAUUACAAUUCUAAAGGUUUUGGAUUUACAUUGACAGGUCGUGAUGAUUUUAAAUUGGAAAGAUUUGAAGCAGCAUCUUCAGAAUAUUUUGAACCUUAUUACGGAAUUAAAGAGGAUGGAAAUGUUACAGAUCCAGAAAAUUUGGAAUCUUUAAAUCAAUUUUUAAAUGAAAGAAUACAUUCAACCGAAAAGGGUGUUCAUCUUGUAAUGUGUGAUGGAGGUUUUUCUGUUCAAGGCCAAGAAAAUAUUCAAGAAAUUCUUUCUAAACGUUUAUAUCUUUGUCAAUUUAUUACAGGCCUUUCAUUAUGUCGUGUUGGGAUAAAAACAGAAACAGGGGAAAUACAAGGAGGAAAUUUUUUGUGUAAACUUUUCGAUGUUUUUACGCCUUUCUCUAUGGGAUUAAUUUAUUUAAUGUAUGUUUCUUUUGGUAAAAUAUCAAUUCACAAACCAAUAACUUCAAGACCAGCAAAUUCGGAAAGGAUUGCGAGAAGACAAAUUUUUUAUUUACGUAAAUACAGAAAAUAUGCAAGUGAACCGGGGGUUAUUGAUGGAGAUCAAGAAAAAUUAAGAGAAGAAGCACUUAAAUAUUGGGAAUUACCUGAUUUUAUUGAAAGAACGCGUAUACAAUUUAGAAAGAAUGGAAAGUUUGUAAAAGAUCAACAUUUAAAUCAAAAUAAUAGAGAACCUGCUUCUGUGACUAUUCGAAGAUUUGCUGGAAAUCAGUUACAAUUCCCAAUAAAACGACGUUUGGCACCAUUCACUCCAAAUGAACCUCGAAUUUGUCCCGAUAUUAAUGAGCUUCGUGCUUUACUUUUAACAGAAUCUGACGAUCCAAUAUUGCUUGUUUCCCAAGGCCAAACUUCAGAUUCUAACGGUCUUUUUUGUCAACGUUUAAAUGCUUUGAAUGUUACAAAUGCAGAAAUUUUUUAUUGUACAAUUCCAAAAGAUACAAUUUUGCUUGUACAAAUUACAAAAAUUUAUCAAUUUGAUUCAGAACAAAUAAAAUCGACAAAUUCUUGUAUUUGGGUUUUGGAUGGGGCUGUUUUAAAUGGUGAUGAUAUUAGCCAAUUAAAUUUACAUGAUAGAUUAAAAGCGACAAAAAAAUUUUGUGAAGCAAUUAAUAAAAGAUAUUUUAGAGGAAUUGAUAGACAACAAAAAAGAAAUUGGGCAAGAUCUUUUGUUAGGCCUUCUGUUAAUAAAUUUCCUGAAUUAAUUGUUGCAGAUGCUAUUAAAUUAGAUGAAUUGUCUCAAAAACAUUUUGAAAUUAAAGAUAUUAAAGGAAAAAGUGCAUUUUUCCCUGUUUGGGCAGCCGAUGAUCAAAGGGAUUUACCUCCAAAAAAUCAUUAUUUGCCUUGUCGUGGUGUUAGAAUUCAAAAUAUAUUAAAUCCAAAUUUUAUGCUUAAAAGUCGAACAGAUAAGAAUGGACAAAAAUUGGAAUUUCCCAUUCCUCGAGUUACAAAUCAAUCAUUUAAUCAAAAUCCUUAUUCAACAUUUUAUGAUUCUUUAAUUGGAUUUAUACCUAAUGAAUUUUGGAUCCAAACAUUUCCAAUGGGACAUCCACAUAAUGGGGCAAUUACAUUUAGAUGGAGUUGGGAAACUGAUUUUAACGUUGGAUUUGGAGUGGAAAAUAUAAUUAACGAUAAUGAACACAAAGGGGGACUUACAUUAAAACAUUUGAAAAAAAUAAUAAAUGAACGUCAACAACCAAAACAAGAAUUAAUAUUAUAA
Meloidogyne enterolobii is the source of this 2530-nucleotide messenger RNA. Lineage: Eukaryota; Metazoa; Nematoda; Chromadorea; Rhabditida; Meloidogynidae. The record is from the annotation of a GenBank genome assembly.